ACUUUUAUUUUGAUGGUGUAUUUAUACAAUUGCAACUUAGUGAAUUGUCUUAAAGAAUCGGUUCCCUUGAUAAAGCACUUAACUAGCCGAUAAAGUGGACGCGAAAGCACUUAUUUGUUCUUAUUCGGCAACAUUUAUAAACAGCAUUUAUAGUCUUUAGGAUUUUUUUGACAAUGGAUCGCUGGAAAGAUAGAGUGGCGCUUGUUACUGGGGCUUCGGUUGGAAUCGGUGCAGCUAUUUGCAAGGCGCUAGUGAGGCAAGGAAUGAAGGUUGUCGGCUGUGCCAGGAACGUGGAGAAGAUUGAGAAAAUGGCAGCAGAGUUUCAGAGUGCUGGAUACAGAGGCUCCCUAUUUCCCUACAAAUGUGACUUAUCAAAUGAAGAGGAAAUUCUCUCCAUGUUCUCUGCCAUCAAUGCAUUCCAUCAUGGAUUAGAUGUGUGCAUCAACAAUGCUGGCCUAGCCCAUCCUGAGUCAUUGUUGAAUGGAAAAAGCAAUGGCUGGAGGACAAUGAUUGAUGUAAACAUCCUUGCAUUGUCUAUCUGCACACGAGAGGCAUACCAGUCAAUGAAGGAAAAGAACGUGGAUGAUGGACACAUAAUUAACAUUAACAGUAUGGGUGGACAUUGUGUAGUUCAAAAUGCUGACACACACUUCUAUAGCGCUACCAAGCAUGCUGUCACUGCCCUGACAGAGGGGCUGCGGCAGGAGCUGCGCGAAGCUAAGACCCACAUACGAGCCACGUGCAUAUCUCCUGGUGUGGUGGAAACAGAAUUUGCAUUCAGGCUUCACAGUCUACAACCAGAAAAAGCUGUGGCUACAUAUGACAGCAUGAAGUGUUUGGAAGCAGUUGAUAUUGCCAGUGCUGUGUUGUACGUCUUAGCUGCACCACCACAUGUUAACAUUGGAGACAUUCAAAUGCGACCUGUGGAGCAAGUGCCAUAGAGCAGCGCAGGAAGAAUCUGAUGGCACCUUAAUCAUCACAGAAAUAAAUGGAAGAUGUCAGGGUGAUGACCAAUAUAUCACGACAAAGAGCUGUUAAUAUAGCUGUAAAAAGUGAUGUGAUGUGGGACCCAUGGUUUACGGUCUCAAAUACCAUGGCUGUUAGCCAAUCAGUAUUCAGGACUAAAACCACCUGAUAUAGAAGUGACUGUAUCCCACAGGCAUGUCAUCACAUACAUUUUUACUGUUCCAAUUGCAUUGGUAACUGGUUUGUAAUAGCAAUAAGGCAUAUCAGGGUUUGUGAUAUAUUGCCAAUAUACCACAACUGAGUGGCCAUGCACUCCGCAAUGCAGUGUGUCUAAGAACAGCGCUUAGCUGUGGUAAAUUGGCCAUAUGCCACACCCCCUCAUGUCUUUAUUGCUUAUUUAUAUAUUUACAAACGGGUGACAAAUUGAAGGAAAAACCUGACUAAAUGAGUGGAGGAACAUAACGAGCAGUACGUCUUGACACCUAUUGUGUGUGGGUCUGGAUGCUGUGUUUUGCUGUGGGGAGCAUUUUGCUGGCAUGGUUUGGGUCCACCUGUCCCCUCUGAGGGAAUGGUCGCUGCAAAAUAUUACAAAAUGAUAGUGAGUUACCACUCUUAUACUAUAGUGAUGGGUGUGGUCUCUUCCAGGAUAGCAAUGCCCCCAACCACAGGACACAAGGGAUCAUUUAAUGUUUUGAUAAGUAUGAAAAUGAUAUGAAUCAUAUACUAUGGCCUUCGCAGUCACCAGAUCUCAACACAAUUGUACACCUAUGGGAGAUUUUGGACCAGAUUUUGUGUUAGCCAGUUUUCUCCACCCCAUCAUCAAAAUACCAAAUGAGGGAAUAUCUUUUGGAAGAAUGGUGUUCCAUCCUUUCAGUAGAGUUCCAGAGAGUUGUAGAAUAUUUGCACAUUGAAGCUCUUCUGGAUAUGCACAGUGGUGAAUGACAAAUGGGUCGCUGUUUGAUUAAAGUGAAUGACUCAGUUGCUCACAAGUCUUUCUCAACAUGAGCAGAGGCUCAGUUAUAGGUUCUAUGAAGCUGUGUAUAUCAUAUCAUUCAAUAAUCAACAGUCAGAUGGGGUGUGGGCAGGGGCAGCAGUAGGAAUCAUCAGGUAGCAACUUGAUCUGCAACUGUUAUGCAUGCAGGUAUGUGCGUUUGUGUUUUUUCCCCUCCUGCCGUUUCCCCAGGUGUCCUUUAUGUUCCUGAUUGUGCCCGUUGGUGUUUCCCACCUGGCAGUUAUGAGUGCAUUGCCUGACUGCUGUGGUAGACCAAUCAGUAGACAUCCUUCCUAAUCGCACCACCUGUUCCUUUUUCCAUUACCCAAUCACAUCACACAUCCCUACUUUAAAAACCCAGUCAUUUGGUUCUCCCAGGGAGACUAUUUUGCUUUACCCCCUUUUUGAUAGACAGGCACUUUGUUCAUUCAUACAUCACUUAGUUUAGCACAUAUGA
Molecule: messenger RNA, 2414 nt
Organism: Esox lucius (northern pike)
Lineage: Eukaryota; Metazoa; Chordata; Actinopteri; Esociformes; Esocidae
Product: dehydrogenase/reductase SDR family member 11
Exons: 7
Coding region: 174-941 (255 amino acids)
Source: RefSeq, a predicted model, not a curated record